Drosophila nasuta is the source of this 3398-nucleotide messenger RNA. It is a transcript of the gene Zn72D, whose product is annotated as Zinc-finger protein 72D. The record is from RefSeq and is a predicted model, not a curated record. Gene Ontology annotation, cellular component: precatalytic spliceosome. Gene Ontology annotation, molecular function: double-stranded RNA binding; single-stranded RNA binding; zinc ion binding. NCBI's taxonomy places the organism in Eukaryota, Metazoa, Arthropoda, Insecta, Diptera, Drosophilidae. The transcript is spliced from 5 exons. Bases 134 to 2917 code for a protein of 927 amino acids.
ACGCAUUCUAUAUUAAAACAGAUAAACAGACUAUUAUUGCGGCAAGCACAAAUCAAAGUCAAUAAAUAUUUUUGUUGUGAAGACUAAAAUAGCAAUAAGAAAGUAAUAACAAGUAAAUCAAUUUUGCGUGGCAAUGGCGAACAAUAACUAUGCCGGAUUCAACUACGGCGGCACGCAGUACAACACGGGACAAGUCACCUAUCCGGCGGUAACGAAUGCAACAUAUGCAAAUGCCGCUGCCUAUCAAAAUGCUGCUGUGGCUGCUGGCCAAGGGGGCGGUGGUGGCCCCGGCGGCGGAGGUGGAGGCGGCGGUUAUGCAGCGGCCGGCGCUGCUGCUGGCGGUGCGCCCGGCUAUGGCGGCUAUGGGGAUUAUCGCAGCGCCAUGCAAUCGUACGAUGCCACAAAAACAUUCUAUCAGCAAGCGCCGGCCAGCUACAACACGGCCUCAGCGGCAGCAGCAGCCGCGGCAGCAGUAAGCAAGACACACUACUCGGCACCGCCCGUCAAGAAUCCCAAUUCAGCAGCCAAAGGCGGCAUGGGUAAAAUGGACAAAUCGAAUGGAGCGCCAAAGCCGCCACCCAAUGUGGCUGCAGGCAAUAGCUACAGUGGCUACGACACGGCACUCUACAAUGCGGCCAGCAUGUAUGUGGCCCAACAGCAUCCUGGAGGUCAGAAGCCCAACAACGGCGGCGGUGGCAACAACAGCUGGUAUCAACGCAAGAUGGGACCCACCAUCCCAGGAGCGGCUGCACUGCGUGGUUUACGUCCUAAGGCACCACCACGUCCACAGCAACUUCACUACUGCGAGGUUUGCAAGAUUUCAUGCGCCGGACCGCAAACGUAUCGCGAGCACUUGGAGGGACAAAAGCACAAGAAGCGCGAGGCAUCGCUCAAGAUGCAGGCAACUGCUACGAAUAGCACACAGAAUCGUGGCAACAACUAUCACUGUGAGUUGUGCGACGUCACCUGCACCGGGACUGAUGCGUAUGCGGCGCAUGUGCGUGGCGCCAAGCAUCAGAAGGUGGUAAAGCUGCAUCAGAAGCUGGGUAAGCCCAUACCUUCUGAGGAGCCCAAGAAAAUGGGCAAGAUUAACUUUGUGCCAGCUGCACCUGCUGCUGGUGCCGCUGGAGCUGCUCCUUCUGCGGCAGCCUCCUCAAUCAAGUCUGAACAAGCUGAAGCUGAAACCACUCCAGCAGCAUCUGCUGCUGCUUCUACUGAGAACAUGGAUGAUAUGGAUGAUUCGCUGGAGAACACCGACAACAUUAAGCCAGUGGGCGGCGAAUACAUCGAGGAAGUGAAGGACGAUGAGGGCAAAAUACUCAGCUUUAAUUGCAAGCUGUGCGACUGCAAGUUCAAUGAUCCCAAUGCCAAAGAGAUGCACAUGAAGGGACGUCGCCAUCGCUUGCAAUACAAGCGGAAAGUGCAACCCGAUCUGGUUGUCGAUUUCAAGCCAACGCCACGACAGCGUCGCCUGGCCGAGGCACGUGCUCAACGUGCGCUGAUGUCUUCGCAUCGUGGCGAUGAUCACGAGGGCAGCAGCUACUGGGAUGAGCAGCGCAAUCGCCAGUACACCGAGGAAUAUGACUACAACAAUUGGAUGUCGCGCAGCUUUGGAGGCGCUCAACGCUUUGGCCGCGUUGGCGGUGGUCCACCACCGCACUUUGGCAUGAUGCCGGGCGUCGGUGGCAAUGUGCGUCGUCCAGAGAGCACCGAUGAUCGUCACGCCAUCGCACGUCAUGCCGAGAUCUAUCCGAUGGAGGAGGAGCUGCAGACUAUACAACGCAUUGUUUCACACACUGAACGCGCUCUCAAGCUCGUCUCGGAUGCUUUGGUUGAGCUGCCCAAUACGCCAGCAGCGGAGGAGAGCGAUGCGGCUGUGGUGAAGAAGGAGAAAACUGAUAAACCGUCGGAGAAGGAUGGUCGUGAUAAUCAGAUAUUCUCGUUUCACAAGGAUGCCGACAAUGGCGGCAAUGUGGUGCGCAUCUUGAAGGGCGUGAUGCGUGUUGGCUUUUUGGCCAAGGGUCUGCUGCUCCACGGCGACACCGCUGUCGAGCUGGUCGUCCUCUGUGCGGAGAAGCCAACCACAAGUCUGCUGCAGCGUGUGGCCAAUUUGUUGCCCGACAAACUGAAGGAGGUGGCAGGUGACACGCAGGUCAACUAUCGCGUCGAGGUUAAUGCCGAGGAGGCUUCGGUUAUUGUUCUGGAUGAAGUGGUGGCAGUCAAGAUUACGCUGACAUCGCCACUGCUGCGCGAGGCUUGUGAUUCGGCCUCUGCAACAAAAGCGGAUGAAGCUGCCAAGACGGAGGAAGCCGCCGAUUCAGAGUUUUUGCCACGCGAACCUUGUUUACGGGCACUUGCUGAUUUACGUCAUGCCAAAUGGUUCCAGGCACGUGCAACUGGCUUGCAAUCGUGCGUGAUGGUUAUUCGUAUAUUGCGUGAUCUUUGCCAGCGCGUCUCGUCGUGGCAAUCGUUGCCACAAUGGUCGCUCGAGCUGCUGGUGGAGAAGGUGAUUUCGUCGGCUGGUUUCCCCAUCUCACCUGGCGACUGCUUGCGUCGCAUUAUGGAGGCUUUGUCAUCGGGUUUUCUGAUCAAUGGACCCGGUCUGUUGGAUCCCUGCGAGAAGGACCCGACCGAUGCUCUGCAGCAACUGUCAAAGCAGGAACGUGAAGAUCUCACCGUGUCAUCGCAGCUAUUUCUGCGUUACAUUGCUUUCCGCCAGAUGUUCAAAGUGCUUGGCAUGGAACAACUGCCAGCCAUGAAAUUUCCCAUACGUCCGUGGCGUAUUAAUCGCAAGCGACGUCGCUCAUCCGGCAAGGCAGGCGUUUCGGAAGCGGAUCCCGCUGACAUCGAGGAAACUGGUUCGGAUGAGAAGGUUGCCAAGAAGGAUAUAACUCCGGCUGUUCCCGCCACGGCCUAAGCAUCCGCCGCAGCACUCAGCAAAUUAGGAAUAUACUACGUAGUCUGUCGUCAAUAAUUAUGAAUCAACAAUUUUUCUUCUCAAUCUAAUCUUGUGUAAUUCAGAAACAGAAUUACGCCCCCGAUUGCAAAUGCCUAACUACUAUUUCCAUUGAAACUAAUUGAAAAUGGAUUGAAUAUUUUAUAUGUUUAUCAUGUCAAACAUGUUGCCGUCGUAUUUAUUAUGAAAGCAGCAACAAAGCAAAACGUAAAUAGCAAGAACCCCAAACUAACAAUAUAAUAUAAUAAUAAUAAUGAUUAAUUCAAUUAAUUGCAUUUUUUUCUAGAUUAUGCAGAACUCUUAAAUGCAAAAUUAUAUUCGAUUAGUCCGAUGGAAGCGUUGAUUCUCUAUACACAUCAAAUAUGUACUCAACGGCUUCCAUUACGCGUUUCAAAUAUUAUGAAAACAAAUCAAUUUUAAUAAAAAUACCUAUACAACAAUA